Molecule: messenger RNA, 2778 nt
Organism: Kalmanozyma brasiliensis GHG001
Lineage: Eukaryota; Fungi; Basidiomycota; Ustilaginomycetes; Ustilaginales
Product: Importin-beta, N-terminal domain protein
Exons: 2
Coding region: 1-2778 (925 amino acids)
Biological process (GO): protein import into nucleus
Cellular component (GO): cytoplasm; nucleus
Molecular function (GO): small GTPase binding; nuclear import signal receptor activity
Source: RefSeq, a predicted model, not a curated record
AUGACAUCAAAUUGGCAGCCCUCGCAAGAAGGGCUCACCGAGCUCGUACAGCUCUUUCGCGACUCCCAGAGCCCACAGAUGGAUGUGCAGGAAAGAAUUGCCCAGCGCCUCGACACAGUCAGCCAGAUUCCAGAUUACGCCAAUUACUGCGUCUUUGCCCUGACGUCUCUGACCACCGAAGACCUCGCAACAAGAUCCGUCGCAGGUCUCAUCCUCAAGAACCACAUUCUCUUCCACAAUGACCUCAUCUCUCCCGAGUCGUUCGAGUAUGUCAAGCAAGCCAUCAUCCCCGCGCUCAGCUUGCCAGAAGACAUGCUCCGUCGCACUGCCACUCAGGUCGUCUCGAUGCUCAUGACCAUCCUCACACCACAAGGAUGGCCAGAAGGUCUCUCCAAGCUCGGCGAGCUCAUGGGAUCGCAGAACACCGACGAGGCAGAAGGCGCCUUCAGCUCGUUAGCCAAGAUCUGCGAAGACAUCCCGCGCGAGCUCGAGAUGUGCGAGAUCAACGGCGUCAAGCCCAUCGACAUCCUCAUCCCCAAGUUCAUCGAAGCCACUCAGCAUAACGACUCGCGCAUCCGCAUGCACGCCCUCAACUGCCUCAACCAGUUCGUGCAGAUCGGCUCGGCGGCCUUGCAAAACCACAUCGACACCUUCCUUGCCGCUCUGUUCAAGCGCGCCAGCGAUGAAAGCGCAAACGUGCGCAGAUACGUCUGCCAAGCGCUCGUGCUCAUCCUCGGCGUCCGACCCGACAAGCUCAUUCCUGAAAUGGACAAUGUCGUAGAAUACAUGCUCUACUCAACACAGGACAAGGACGACGACGUCUCGCUGGAAGCUUGCGAAUUCUGGCUUCAGUUCGCGGAAGAGCCGACCCUCAAGGACAAGCUGCGCCCCUACCUUUCCAAGAUUGCGCCGGUACUGCUCAAAGGAAUGGUCUACAACGAGCUGGACUUGCUCAUGCUCGGCGGAGACGAGGAUGACGCAGCGGUACCAGAUCGCGCUGAGGACAUCAAGCCGCGACACUACGGAGGUGGCGCGCAUAAGAACGAGCACCUCGACGAUGCUGCCAACGGAGGUGCGUCCGGCACUGGCAAGUCACGAGCCGCCAUCGAAGCGCAGGACGACGACGACGAGGAUGACUUUGACGAUGAGGAUGAUGACGAGGAGGACGACGAUGGCAUCUCAGAUUGGAACCUGCGCAAAUGCUCGGCGGCUGCACUCGACGUCAUGGCGGUCAACUUUGGCGACGAACUUCUGGAGAUUUUGCUGCCAUAUCUCAAGGAGCGCCUCUUCAGCGAGGACUGGCUGCAACGUGAAUGUGGCAUCCUCGCCCUCGGUGCUAUCGCAGAAGGCUGCAUUGGGGGCAUCCAGCCCCACUUGCCAACUCUGGUGCCCUUCCUCAUCAACAGCCUCAAGGACUCGAAACCGCUGGUGCGCUCCAUCACAUGCUGGACACUGGGUCGAUACUCGAGCUGGUGCGUCGCCGCUGAGACUCCAGAACACCAACAGCAGUUCUUCGUCCCAGCCAUGGAAGGCCUGCUCAACAUGGUGCUCGACAACAACAAGCGCGUGCAAGAAGCAGGCUGCAGUGCCUUUGCCACACUCGAGGAAGAAGCCGGUCGCAACCUCGAGCCGUUCCUCGAGCCCGUGCUGAAAACCCUCGUCUUCGCCUUUGACAAGUAUCAACAAAAGAACCUGCUCAUCCUCUAUGAUGCGCUAGGAACUCUUGCCGAUUCGGUAGGCUCAGCACUGAACCGACCCGAAUACGUCGAGAUCGUGAUGCCGCCAUUGAUCGCCAAAUGGCAGGGUCUGCACGACACGGAUCCGGAUCUGAUUCCCCUGCUGGAAUGCAUGUCGUCGGUGACAAUCGCAGUGGGACCCGGAUUCUUGCCAUACUCGCCACCAGUGUUCCAACGCUGCGUCGGCAUUGUCCACGACAAUCUCAUGGCAGCAGAGGCCGAGGCGCAAAAGGCCGCCGUGGACCAGGAUGUGCCCGAUCGCACGUUCAUCAUUGUCGCAUUGGAUCUGCUCAGCGGAUUGACGCAGGGUCUCAACACGACGGUGCGCGAUCUGGUGGCAGGUGCGCAACCAUCGCUGCUGCCCCUGCUGGGCCAUUGUAUCACCAACGUCGAGGCGCCGGUUCGUCAAUCGGCGUACGCACUGCUGGGUGAUCUGGCGAUAUCGUGCUUUGACCUGCUCAAGCCAUUCCUGCCAUCGAUCAUGCCAGAGCUCAUCCGCCAAAUCGAGCCCGAGCCGAAGAUGGAGAACGUCUCGGUGUGCAACAAUGCAGCAUGGGCAGCAGGCGAGAUCGCGCUGCAGUACGGUGCGGACCCCGAACUGACGCAGUGGGUUGACGAGCUGAUCAAGCGCCUCGUGCCCGUGCUUCUUUCGACAAAGUCGGUCAAGUCGCUUUCGGAGAAUGCAGCGGUGACGAUCGGCCGACUGGGUCUGGUGCAACCGCAGCUGGUGGCGCCGCAUCUGGAGGUAUUCAUCGAGUCGUGGUGCCAAGCGCUGUGGGACAUCAAGGACAACGACGAGAAGGAUUCGGCCUUCCGCGGACUCUGCGAGAUGAUCCAGGUCAAUCCGAACGGUGCGGCCAAGGGCUUUGUCUACUUCUGCAAUGCGGUGGUGAGGUGGUCGACACCGAGUGCCGAGCUGAACGAGAUGUUCAGGAAGAUCUUGACAGGAUUCAGGGACAUGAGCGGACCGCAGUGGGAGGUGCAAAAGGCGCAGUUCCCGCCCGUCAUCGUGCAGAGGCUGGCCGAUCGAUACGGGCUGUGA